GUGGAUUUGUUUGGAGAAGCGCCGGAAGCAGCAGGUUGGAGGAGGACAACAGAGAAGGGAGCACACACACACACACACAAGAGGGAGAGAUUAGGCUUUACUUGAGCUAAUCUGCUAUUUCUUUUCAUAUUUUCUUUCGGUCCGGUUGAACAAGAUGUCUUUGACCCAAGAAUCCGUGUUGUCUUUUUUACUGGAGCGCGGGGGCAAAGUGAAAAACUCGGAGCUGCUGAAUAAUUUCGGGAGCCUCAUCAACUGCGGUGAUCCCGCGGAAAAGCUGCACAAUAGAGACCUUUUCAAGAGGCUGGUGAACAGCGUCGCCGUGGUCAAACAGAUGGACGGGGCGAAGUUUGUGGUCGUGAAGAAACGGUACCAGGACUUUGUUAGAGAGGACGCGUCGGUGAAAACGCACGCGGAGGACAGUUUCUCGAGCCCGAACGCGAGCUUUUCUUACGCGUCUCCGCGUCGAGCGGAGUCCGCCAGGAUCAUUUACUCGGACAUCGAAAACAAUAACGUGUGCUGUCCCUCCGGAGUGAAUGGCAAUUAUUAUGAGGAUGCCAAACACGCGCACGCAGAGAGCGUGCAGAAAAGGAGGCUGUCAUCGAGAAGUGUUAACAGCGCGGACACGACCACUGUCAAAGUCCUGAACAUCUCCGGGGAUCAGGGGAGCAGAGCGGGGAAGUCUGGAGCUGUGUUCGCUGUCAUUGCGGUAAAAUCCCCUCCGAGGGAUUCUUCAGCAGCACAGGAGGGGUUGCACCACCAAGUUCAGCAGCACAAAACUUCACACCAACAUAGUGCAAGAGAAAACAAAGUUUCUGCAAAUCUGAAUUCUCUCAAGAAGGACGCACUGAGAGAAUCCAAAUGUUGGAAAAGCAGACAGACGGAGGAGACACUGCUCCCUGGCUUUCCAGACGCGAGGCCCCAAGACAAGACCACCACACCAGCAGGAGAAGCCAAGUACUCUGACUCUGUGCCGUUGGAGCCAUUAGCCCAUGAGUGGUUGGUGAAGUGUGCGUCUGGACUGUGGGGUCACAUAAAUGCUCUGCUGCUGCGUGACACACGGUUGGCCCAGAGGAAAGACUUCAUGUCCGGCUUCACAGCUCUGCACUGGGCUGCCAAGGACGGCAACGGCGAGAUGAUACACAAGCUCAUGGACGUCUCCAGGAGGAGAGGCACCCACGUGAACGUCAACAGCAAGGCGCACGGAGGAUACACGCCUUUGCACAUCGCAGCCAUACACGGCCACGCUGAAGUCAUUGUUUUGCUCGUGCAAACCUACGGCGCUAACGUGAACGAAAGGGACGACGACGGGAAGAAGGCCUGCCACUACCUGGGGAAAGGCGUGCCGGCCGAGGUCCGAGCGCUUCUGGGUGGAGGGCGGCAGGGCAAGAAGGCAGUGGAGGAGGAGGAGGAGUACAGGGAGCAUACGAAAGGAUUCAACACAAUUAGUAAACUGUUCCAUCCUCACAUGGGGAAGAAACAAAAGACAAAUAAGUUUGCUCACGACUGGUAAACAAGAAGCUAAGAGAAAAAUUUCUAUAUCACGUCAUUAUGUAGUCUGUAACUGAUAUUGUAACUGUCUUGUAUAGCCGUGUACAGUGUAUCACUGUCAGAUAUUCUAUUUAUGAAUGGUAUUUAUAAUUAUUUUUUCCCUCUUAGGUUGAAUUUCACCCAUUAACAAUUGAUCUGUUACUUUGCACCUAUUUAACUUUUUUUCUUUUUUCAACAAUCUGUUAGUUGUACAUAUACUUGGGAGCCACCUGGGAAAUAGUUACAUCCAACACAUUUUGAAGUAAUAUGAGUAUCUAAUAUGAGUUUGUGCACAACAGAUACAGUCAAAUUAAAAUAAGUUUACUUUUUUAAAGCAAACCUAAUGUAGAAAUAAAACAUUCAGUACGCUAUCAUAUAAGAAUAACUGUAGACUGCGUAAUUUAAAAGAAAAGCUGCCUCUCAAAUUCAGCACAUGCAAAAAGGACUUAUGUUGGACCAGUUAUGCAAAGCAGGCAGAUAACUAGUCAGGCUGGUGGAAUGUCUCUUUUAUCAGUUGCUUUGUAAACUUGAGGUUGUAAUGGAUGGGCCUCCUUUUGUGGGGCAACAUGGGCCCCAUUUCUGGACUGCUAUGUUAAAAAAGAAAAAAAAGAGAGGGAGAGAGUCAUUAUCAGUCACAGCAAUGCUUACAAAGUAUUUCAGCUGAAUACAAGUUUGACGCAAGGACAAGCAAAGAACACGAUAAAAUUGUAGGAUUUAAAAGUUAGUCAAUGAGAACUGAACAUAGUGUCCAUGAAGCGCGUACCGGUAAACAGAGUAGUCAUGUAACCAGCCUUAGCAAAAUACUCCCACAGCAGACGCGCAUGAAAAACAUCCUUUUCAACCUUUUUGGAGCAGUACAAAAACACUGUUUUCAUCCUUAACUGACCCAGAGGAAGAACAAUCCCCCUGAUGACAUAAAAGGAGUCGGAGCGGAGACAAUGAAGGCACAAGCAAAACGCUGCCAGAACAAUGUCCUUUGUCUUCCUUUGUGGAGAAGCUGCGUGCAUAAUACAACGUCGGGGCAGCUGGGUUACAUAUCAGCCUGUGUGAUGUGUUUGAUUGCACCUCAACUGUGUUUAUUUAAUAUUGCCAGGAAAGCAAAAUGAUUAUGAAAAGAAAUCUGCCCCAGAAAGGCUUCCUUUGUCCCCGUGACUCAAACAUCAAACGUAAGGUGUGGAACCAGGCUCUGUACAGUGCAGUUCCUGUCAGUGAAAAAAAAAUACUGAAGUACAACGCGUUCUCGCAUUCGGUCUGUAAAACAGAAUAAUAAACAAAUUUAAUUUUUGCAACAGUG
This is a messenger RNA of Mugil cephalus (flathead mullet), 2821 nucleotides long. RefSeq names its product sosondowah ankyrin repeat domain family member Ab (gene sowahab). The record is from RefSeq and is a predicted model, not a curated record. NCBI's taxonomy places the organism in Eukaryota, Metazoa, Chordata, Actinopteri, Mugiliformes, Mugilidae. Bases 155 to 1510 code for a protein of 451 amino acids. The transcript has a single exon. Gene Ontology annotation, molecular function: protein binding.